AUGUCUCAACAAAAACCUCCCCAUGAUUAUACUCCCAGUUUAAAGGGAGAAUAUAAUAAGCCUGGAGGAAUAACUUAUGUGGCUACCCAGACACUCGGUGCCGUCCAAACUUCAAUGAACGAUAUGAAGGAUGAACUAAAGGAAAGCAUUAGAUUAGUUAAUACGUUGCUAUCAAACGCAAAUGCUCCCGCGGAUAAAAUGGUACCUCUGAUCGAUGAGUAUAAAGUUCCCAUUGUGGAUCCAAGAGAAUUAACUGAACCAUACUCUUCUACCGAUAACGUUCGAGGAAAUAAUAAUACUGUCCAUAAAAAAAUUUACCGUGGAAUAGAGGUUGCGUGUAAAAAAUUUCAUUUGGCUAAAAAGACUGACGGAUCGGCAGGAAAUCUCGCUUGGGAUAAUGAACCUUCAGCACGUCCUUCGGACAUGGAAAUGCAACAGAAACUUAAAGAACUUUAUCAAGAGCAUGUUUUUAAUAAAGGAAUUUCUCCUCAUAUACAGCCUAAAAAAGUUGAUUCUAGUGACGUCCCAAAUUUAGAGCUUUCAAGAAAUUUCCAAGAAAAAUAUAUGACUAUGGCAGCAAAUUCAGAAAAUUCUACUGCACUUUUUAACUUGGGAGAUAUUUACUGGAAUGGAAAGCUUGGGGUUGAAAUUGAUAAAGUAAAAGCUGAGUCAUAUAUUAAAUUGGCAGCUUUGAAAAAUCAGCCUAAAGCUAUUCAAUUUUUGGAAAAAAUUAAGGCAGAAAAGGCUAAAAAAUAA
Dentiscutata erythropus is the source of this 756-nucleotide messenger RNA. The record is from the annotation of a GenBank genome assembly. NCBI's taxonomy places the organism in Eukaryota, Fungi, Glomeromycota, Glomeromycetes, Diversisporales, Gigasporaceae.